AUGACCUCCCCAUAUGAGAUUGCACUGCGUCUUCAGACUGUCAAGUAUUUUAAGAGCUUGGCGGUCUUGGUCUUUGACUAUUGUAUCAAACUAGAAGCCGAGAUCAGCCUCACUUGGGGGAGGAAGUGGGAUUUUAUUCGGAUCCUUUUCGUGGUGGCUCGAUACACACCUUUUGUUGACAUCCCAGUGGACUUGAUUUAUUCCCUCGGACCCACGUCACCACAGCUUUGCUUGUCGCUCUACCAAGUCAUCUCGUGGUUUAACGUGUUUGGCACCAUCGCUGCAGAAUCGCUCCUUCUUGUUAGGACAUACACGCUAUGGGGAAAAAACAGAGUGUUGCUUAUUGCCCUACUACUUCUUGCGCUGGGCUGCAUCGCAGGAUCUGCGGUGGUCGGUGCCGAGGCUUUAUCCUGGUUCAAUUACCAGGAUCCCCCACUAGGAACUUCUGGUUGUUAUCAAACCCAAAGAAUUGCAAUAUACGCAGUUAACUACGCACUGCUGGUUCUUUUUGAGACAGUCAUAUUAUGCCUCAAUGUUUUUCAAGCCUGGCGUCGCCGAAAACAACAGUCGAACCAUCUCAUUAUGCGUCUGUACUGGGAUGGUAUAUUUUAUGUUCUAUGUAUACUGGCAAUGUCAUUGGCCAACAUCAUAAUUAUAGGUUUCCUUCCGUCCGAAUAUGCGGAGUCUCUGGACACACUCCAGUUGGUGUUUCACAGCGUUUUAUCCUCCCGCCUUCUUUUCAACUUGCGAGCCAUCAUGAAACGACGACACGAGCAAGCCAUCUUAGUCAUGAGAAUGGACUCAGAUGGAUCCGAUAUUCCUUUGCGCUAA
This is a messenger RNA of Suillus plorans, 831 nucleotides long. RefSeq lists its product as uncharacterized. The record is from RefSeq and is a predicted model, not a curated record. The transcript is spliced from 15 exons. Bases 1 to 831 code for a protein of 276 amino acids. NCBI's taxonomy places the organism in Eukaryota, Fungi, Basidiomycota, Agaricomycetes, Boletales, Suillaceae.